Molecule: messenger RNA, 2940 nt
Organism: Aedes aegypti (yellow fever mosquito)
Lineage: Eukaryota; Metazoa; Arthropoda; Insecta; Diptera; Culicidae
Product: protein Cep78 homolog
Exons: 4
Coding region: 921-2831 (636 amino acids)
Cellular component (GO): centrosome
Molecular function (GO): protein binding
Source: RefSeq, a predicted model, not a curated record
GCGCCUGCAUCGCCCUACAAUGGAACCUCCGUGGGCUUAGGGUAAACAUCAACGAUCUCAAACUUCUCAUCGCCGACCGCAAAUGCGGCCGUAAAAAGCACCGUCGUAAAAAGAACGGUCGGAAGUAGAGGUUACCGAGGGACCGAAUGCAGUACUAGAAGUGGUACCCAAUAUGAGCCCGAGUGGGAUGGAUCUGGUAUUAUUCAAUGAAGACAAGAUCUUCACGAAUUUAGGAUUCUAUUGAAACUUUCUAUGGCGCAUUGGAAAGACAAUGCGUUUACCUUACUUUGUAGGUGUUUUGACAAAAACAUUCUAUGAAUCUUGCAUACUAAAUUGAAAAAGUGAUAUUGAAAAAAAUCUAAAAACGAGUUGAUUCUCUCAGCAUUAGAUUGACCAAAAUUUUAAAUUAGUGUAAUCCUGAAUAGUGGGAACCUAUCUAAUCAGAAUAAAAAAAUCUCGUGACAUUACUAUUAUAUGUGCAUGAAUGAGAAUCAUUAGAUUUUUGUUACCUUUGAUAAAAUGCAAAAUUAUGUUUUGAACAAUUACGCUCUUUUAUCACGUUUGUUAUUGUUUAAGAUCUCGGCUCACAGUGACAGUUCGUGACUGCAGAAUCUUGGCUCACAUCAAUGCACAGAAAAUUCGUAUCGGCUUGGAACUGACUAGCGUUUCAAGCGAUUCACGAUAGUUCAGCGCUUUUGAUCUCGAGUCUUUAUCCAUCUAAAUGUUUCACACAUGUUUGUUAUAAACAAUGCAUCUAGGCAAGCCAUGCUGGUGAAAAAGAAAACCCAUACUUUUGUAUCUCACGUCAUCGGGUGUCACACUUCCUAGAUUUUAUACUUUGCUUUAGUUUCAAUUAAAACCCAAAAAAAUAUACCUAGUUUAAAUUUUAUUUUGAUAAACCUUUAUAAACCAUUCCGGAAAUGAAACCCGAGAGCAUACUUCCGCUUAACCCUUCAAGCUGCAACCUGAACGGCGCCGGGGCCAACAAUCGUCGCAUGAAAAACUUCCACCGUCGCUAUUUGACGCUUUGCCGGGCGAAAAAUUUCCAACCCCUGACCGAACUGGUUGGCAUUGGGGGAGGCGGAUCUGGCGUGCGGAAGGCUAAGGUGAACCAUUCCUGGCAAACGGUCGAUUUCUACGGCGACCGCUUCAAGGAAACCGACUGGCAACUGAUCAUCGAUGCACUGGGCGAGGAUUCCUCCCUGGAGGGAUUGGCCAUUCGUCUCCGAAAGGCGCUGAAUGAUGUUAUCGAAAACGGAUGUCAAAGAAUGGACGGGGUGGCAGAUCGACCCGUCAUUCUGGUCAAACGACUCUUCACUCGGCUCAUGGAUGCCUUGGAAAGUUUUCUGGCCAGCAAUCAGAUCGUCAAAGUGUUGGCACUGGAGGCCUUGCCCAUUCAAGGUUUUCAUAUGGCAACGUUUGUUAAGGGUCUGCAGCAGAACAGUUCCCUGGUUGAGCUGAGUUUAGCACGGAGCUGCAUUCGAGACGAUGGCUGUGAAGCCAUUUGCAACGUGGUUAUGCAUUUACCCAAUCUGGAAUCGUUGAACAUGUCCGCCUGCCAACUGACUGCCAGAGGAUGUCGUGCGAUAGCCGACCUGGUCAAAUAUCAGAAGAUCAAACGAUUCGCUCAAAGCUGGCAAUACUCGCUUCGAUAUGGUAAUGUCGAUACGGAGAAAAUGCAAGGGCUGAGGAUUCUAUCGCUGAGCUCAAAUCCAUGUGUUGGCGAUGAAGGACUAAAUGAGUUGACAGAGGUUCUCAAGGACGAUGAAUGGAUACGGCAAGUGCUGUUCCGGAACUGUGGCUUGACAGAUACUGGGGCCAAAUUGCUAGUGGAUUGUCUUAACGUUAACAAAGCCAUCAAGAAGUUUGAUAUACGAAGCAAUUCGGGUAUCUCGAAUGAAACUCUGCACGAAAUACUCAUAAAACUGGGAGAAGAAGUUGAAUCAUCCGACGGUAGCCAAUCGGCGCCAGAAACAUUCCCGAAUGGACAGAACAAGCUGAAAGCUGCCGAGCAGGUCAAAUGUUUGCAGCAACAGUUGGUCGUAGAACGGCACCGAGGCACGCAGAUGCAAUUGCUCGUCGAACAGUUGCAACAGCAACUGUACUUGCAAAAGGAGGAAUAUGCGGCGCACUUAAAUAAAUUGAAACAAGAAUGUAACGCAAUUAUCAACCAACGUGACGAACUGCUCAACAAAGUGCAACACUUAGAGAAAGUGCGACCGAAGAGCAGGACCACAAAAUUGCGCAAGAGCAAGAGCGUUGCGCUGCCUUCGGAUUUGUUCAGACGGCCCUCGGGAGAUCGUGCCCAUCCUAGCACAAAAUCCGAAAUGACCCUUCGCUGGUUGCACGGUGAUCGUCGCGUAGCACUAAAUAAUGGAGCUGUUACCAAGAGGCCUCAAGUAAUGGAACGUGCAAUUGGUGACAGUGGUUACAACACUCAAAUGAAUGAGAUUGAGAUGACCAAAGCGUAUAUUGGACACGAAGAAGAAGGCUUUGGUGACAUCCAAGUCGGAUGCUCAAAAGUAAUUCUAAGAAAGGCAGAACUCGAUAAGAAUCAUGGGAAACAUUCUCAUUUGAAUGAUAUUGCUGAAUUUAGUGAAGACGAAUAUUUUGCCCAUGUUAGCGAUGCCGCUGAUCAACAAUCGAGUGACGGCUUGGGCAGCAAAAACUCGGCCUCAAACAACGUGCAGCAAGACGACGAUGACGAUGAUAUUGGAAGUUCUUUAUCCGGAGCCGACAUCCUGAAAAUGAUUGUCAAACAAAAGUCCUCUGAACGUGUGCACGACACUCAGUCUCUUUUUAUGAGUGUUUUCAGCGGGGAUGAGAACUAAUGCUGCGUUUGUAGCGAUUUCGAAUAUAGUUUUAUUUGUAAGAAUGUAUAGCUUUUGAUAAUACUCGUAAAAUAAAUUUCAAUGUGUACCUAGCUUAGUUAUACACUCA